AGUGUAUAUCACAAGUAGUGAUGACCAGUUGAUUGGCAGAGAAGCAAAGAAAUGCUCUGCUGCUUCACACCCAAAUUUCCUUUUCCAUUUCCCCUUGAUCUUUCAUGUAUUAAACCCCCCAGAAGUUAGAGAGAAAUGGAGGCAAGUGCAGGAAUGGUUGCUGGAUCACAUAAGAGGAAUGAAUUGGUUCGAAUUCGCCAUGACUCUGAUAGUGGGCCGAAACCCAUUACGCCUCUGAACAGUCAGAUUUGCCAAAUUUGUGGUGAUACUGUCGGAUUGAAUGCCAUUGGUGAUGUCUUUGUUGCUUGUAAUGAGUGCGCAUUUCCUGUUUGCCGGUCUUGUUACGAGUAUGAACGCAAAGAUGGAAAUCAAUCAUGUCCCCAGUGCAAGACAAGAUACAAGAGAUAUAAGGGGUGUCCACGAGUGGAUGGAGAUGAUGAUGAAGAUGAUGUUGAUGACAUCGACAAUGAGUUCAAUUAUGCCCAAGGCAAUAGCAAGGCCAGACGCCAAUGGCAGGGAGAAGAUGCUUCUUUGUCUUCAUCCUCCAGACAUGACCCUCAGCACCCAAUCCCUCUUCUCACAAAUGGGCAGUCUGUAUCUGGCGAGAUUCCAAGUGCCACGCCAGACACACAAUCUGUAAGAAGUAUGUCUGUACCCCUGGGUCCAGGAGACAAGCAAGCAUCGUUUCCUUAUGUUGAUCCUAGAUUGCCAGUUCCUGUAAGGAUCGUGGACCCCUCAAAGGACUUGAACUCUUAUGGGCUCGGAAGUGUUGAUUGGAAGGAGAGGGUAGAAGGUUGGAAACUAAAACAGGAGAAGAAUAUGACUCACAUGAACCAUAGAUACACAGAAGGGAAGGGGGGAGACAUUGAAGGGACAGGAUCAAAUGGAGAAGAAUUGCAAAUGGCUGAUGAUGCUCGUCAACCUCUUAGUCGUGUGGUGCCAAUUCCUUCAUCCCACCUUACCCCAUACCGUGUUGUAAUCAUACUGCGGUUAAUUAUCUUGGGCUUUUUCAUGCAAUACCGUCUAACUCAUCCAGUGAACGAUGCCUAUCCUCUGUGGCUAGUCUCGGUCAUCUGUGAAGUUUGGUUUGCCUUAUCCUGGCUUCUGGAUCAGUUUCCAAAAUGGUCACCCAUCAAUCGUGAGACAUACCUUGACAGGCUGGCUUUAAGAUAUGAUAGAGAAGGAGAACCUUCACAGUUAGUACCUAUUGAUGUUUUCGUUAGUACAGUGGAUCCCAUGAAAGAACCUCCUCUGAUUACUGCGAAUACCGUGUUGUCCAUCCUUGCUGUGGAUUACCCGGUCGACAAGGUCUCAUGUUACGUUUCAGAUGAUGGUUCAGCAAUGCUAACGUUUGAAGCCCUUUCUGAGACUGCAGAGUUUGCAAGGAAAUGGGUUCCGUUCUGCAAGAAGUUCAAUAUUGAGCCUCGGGCCCCUGAGUUUUAUUUUGCUCAAAAGAUAGAUUAUUUAAAGGACAAGAUUCAGCCUUCUUUUGUGAAAGAGCGCAGGGCAAUGAAGAGAGAAUAUGAAGAGUUCAAAAUUCGGAUCAAUGCACUUGUUGCAAAAGCACAAAAAAUGCCUGAAGAAGGUUGGACAAUGCAAGAUGGAACCCCUUGGCCUGGAAAUAACUCUAGGGAUCAUCCAGGAAUGAUCCAGGUCUUUUUGGGGCACAGUGGAGGCCUUGAUACAGAUGGUAAUGAACUUCCUCGUCUGGUUUAUGUUUCUCGUGAGAAGCGCCCAGGUUUUCAGCACCACAAGAAAGCCGGAGCUAUGAAUGCUUUGAUCAGAGUUUCUGCUGUUCUUACCAAUGGAGCAUAUAUUUUGAAUGUUGAUUGUGAUCACUACUUCAACAACAGCAAAGCACUUAAAGAAGCUAUGUGUUUCUUCAUGGAUCCUGCUUAUGGAAGGAAGACAUGCUAUGUUCAGUUCCCUCAACGGUUUGAUGGCAUUGACUUGCAUGAUCGAUAUGCUAACCGGAAUAUUGUCUUCUUUGAUAUCAACUUGAAAGGGUUGGAUGGUCUUCAGGGCCCAAUGUAUGUGGGAACUGGAUGUUGUUUUAACAGGCAAGCAUUAUAUGGGUAUGAUCCUGUAUUAACUGAGGCUGAUUUGGAGCCGAACAUCAUUGUGAAGAGCUGUUGUGGCUCACGGAAGAAGGGAAGGAAUGGAAACAAGAAGUACAUUGAUAAGAAGAGGGCAGCAAAAAGAACAGAAUCUACUAUCCCAAUUUUCAAUAUGGAAGACAUAGAAGAGGGUGUGGAAGGAUACGAUGAUGAAAAAUCACUGUUAAUGUCACAGAAGAGCUUAGAAAAACGUUUUGGUUCAUCUCCGGUAUUUGUUGCUGCUACCUUUAUGGAAUAUGGAGGCAUUCCUCCUUCAACCAAUCCUGCAACUCUUUUGAAAGAAGCAAUCCAUGUUAUUAGCUGUGGGUACGAGGACAAGACUGAAUGGGGCAAAGAGAUUGGAUGGAUUUAUGGAUCUGUUACUGAAGAUAUUCUAACCGGGUUUAAGAUGCAUGCACGAGGAUGGAUUUCAAUCUAUUGCAUGCCUCCUCGGCCAGCAUUUAAAGGGUCUGCACCCAUCAAUCUUUCUGAUCGUUUAAACCAGGUGCUUCGGUGGGCCUUAGGAUCUGUUGAAAUUCUGCUGAGUAGGCAUUGCCCUAUAUGGUAUGGCUACAAUGGGAAACUAAAGCUUCUGGAGAGAAUAGCAUAUAUCAACACUAUUGUUUAUCCCAUCACAUCACUACCUCUGCUUGCUUAUUGCAUUCUUCCUGCCAUCUGUCUUCUAACUGGGAAAUUUAUUGUUCCUGAGAUAAGCAACUAUGCUAGCAUGUGGUUCAUUCUUCUCUUCCUUUCCAUUUUCGCAACUGGUAUACUGGAGCUUAGGUGGAGUGGUGUGAGCAUUGAAGACUGGUGGAGAAAUGAACAGUUCUGGGUUAUUGGCGGUACAUCGGCUCACUUGUUUGCCGUCUUCCAAGGUCUACUGAAAGUGCUUGCGGGGAUUGACACAAACUUCACAGUCACGUCAAAGGCAUCUGAUGAGGAUGGAGACUUUGCAGAGCUUUAUGUGUUCAAAUGGACGUCUCUCAUCAUUCCUCCAACUACAGUCCUUAUCUUGAACAUGGUAGGAAUUGUGGCUGGUGUUUCAUAUGCCAUAAACAGUGGGUAUCAGUCUUGGGGACCUCUAUUUGGAAGGCUCUUCUUCGCCAUUUGGGUCAUCGUCCACUUGUACCCUUUCCUCAAAGGUCUUUUGGGACGGCAGAAUCGUACACCUACCAUUGUUAUUGUCUGGUCCGUUCUUCUUGCAUCUAUAUUCUCAUUGCUUUGGGUGCGCAUUGAUCCCUUCACAUCUGACGCCACAAAAACUGCUGCAAGAGGUCAAUGUGGCGUCAACUGCUAGUGAUGUUUGAUGGUCAUUUGAUUAAGUUAAGCAGCAAAUGUUGCAUUGUAUGUAGUUUUAAAGAACUUUAAAGGCACUAAAACACAUGCAAGGCCUCAUAGUAAUGUUGUACCAUUGUCCUAUUGUCAGAAGGAAGUGUGAUGGAUGGAAGACAAGCGACACUUCUGUAUUUUUUUGCCUUCUGUUAAUAUAUUUUUUAUUGUCUCAAAUGUUCAGGCGCAAGUGCUAGAGCUUAGGUGGAGAAUUUUAAUAUUGAUUUUGUUGUCAUUGUGCAGUAUUGGUUUACGUUGAGGCUGUCACUUUCUUCAAAGGAUGAUGAUAUCAUAAUUUAUGAGUACAUGAAAUCCAAUAUCA
Nicotiana attenuata is the source of this 3747-nucleotide messenger RNA. RefSeq names its product cellulose synthase A catalytic subunit 1 [UDP-forming]-like. The coding region runs from base 136 to 3393 and encodes 1085 amino acids. Gene Ontology annotation, biological process: cellulose biosynthetic process; plant-type primary cell wall biogenesis. NCBI's taxonomy places the organism in Eukaryota, Viridiplantae, Streptophyta, Magnoliopsida, Solanales, Solanaceae. The record is from RefSeq and is a predicted model, not a curated record. Gene Ontology annotation, molecular function: cellulose synthase (UDP-forming) activity. The transcript has 14 exons. Gene Ontology annotation, cellular component: trans-Golgi network; plasma membrane.